AUGAUUAUUCCUGAUACUUUACAAAGUGUGGUUGUCCAUUCCUCCACAAUCUGCAUCACCCAUGCAACAACUAGAAGCAAAGGAGUGGGAGUAUUUAAAAAGAAAAAGCUCUUCUUAGCAAGUGUUAAGGGAGACUAUGGGGGAAUGCUAUGUCCUUGGUUGAACCAGUUAGGUGAAGGUCUGCCAUCAAAGCCCGUGUGGUUACAGGCCAUGAAAGAAGAAGUUAAUGCUUUACAUACUCAAGGCACUUGGAGUCUAGUCAAUUGCCACAAACAAGAACCGCGUGGUUGUAAAAAUGGAUUUUCAAGAUUAAGACACUCAUAUGGGGUCUAUUGCCAGACCACAAAGCCACGGUUAGUUGCUAAGGGUUUCAGUCAAGAACUGGAUUGGAUUUAUGGGAGACUUUUAGCCCUUGGUGAAGCCUACCCCGUUAGGUUUAGUUCUUGCUCUUGCUGCUCAUUUCAAUUUGGCCUCUUCGACAAUUAG
This is a messenger RNA of Prunus armeniaca (apricot), 486 nucleotides long. NCBI's taxonomy places the organism in Eukaryota, Viridiplantae, Streptophyta, Magnoliopsida, Rosales, Rosaceae. The record is from the annotation of a GenBank genome assembly.